AUGGCAACAUGGAAAGAGCAGUAUCUAGCAGCCUUACAAGCCCGAGACGGCGUGGAGAAGGCCAACCUUGGACUUUACGAGUACUGCACCAAGCUGGCAGAUGAGAGGGCCGAGUUGCAGAAAAGGGCCCGCCUUGCAGAGAGAGCGUCGCCGUCAGAAAACACACCGGUGCAGCCGGAGCCUGUCACGUCUCCCGGCUGGGGGAUCAGGAGAGUCACCUCGCCAUCUAUCCAGGGAACUCGUCCAGACUCUCCAUCGGCGACAACCACCGGCCUUGCCCAGCUGAGGCAAGACCUGUCCAAAGCUCAGACCGAGCGUGCCGACUUACAAUCCCGCCUGGACGCCGCCCUCCGUGAGCUGGACGCGCUGAAGGCAAAAGCCAAAGUGGACGCCAAGCGCAUGGCACAACUCAACGCCUCCGUCUCGCAGUUGACGGUCAAAUUGAGAGACCGCGACGAAGAGCUGCGUGGCAAGGCCAAACUGAUAGAAGAUGUCCAGGACGAGAACGUCACGCUGAAUUUGGAGCUCCACAUGGCCGAGGAGAAGGCGCAAAAGUUCCAGAAGGACAAUCAGGAGCUGGUCGAUCGACUGAUGGCGAUCAAGGGGAGGGAAGCGGAUAAGAUGAAUGAAGAGGGCAAGUUUGGAUGA
This is a messenger RNA of Fonsecaea erecta, 648 nucleotides long. RefSeq lists its product as hypothetical. The transcript has a single exon. Lineage: Eukaryota; Fungi; Ascomycota; Eurotiomycetes; Chaetothyriales; Herpotrichiellaceae. The coding region runs from base 1 to 648 and encodes 215 amino acids. The record is from RefSeq and is a predicted model, not a curated record.